Cylindrotheca closterium is the source of this 1341-nucleotide messenger RNA. Lineage: Eukaryota; Bacillariophyta; Bacillariophyceae; Bacillariales; Bacillariaceae. The record is from the annotation of a GenBank genome assembly.
AUGAUGUCACCUCCAGAUUCCGUAAACCUGAAACCGCGAGUUGUAAACUUCAACAUCAUGGUAGCUGGACUCAGUGGCUUGGGCAAGACGACUUUUUGCAAGGCUCUUUUAGACUCAUGGAUGGAAUCAGCCGACGAAUCAUCGACAGAAUCAAUGAAAAAUAAAAAGAAGAACGGAGAGGGAGGUGGCAUCAACGCACAAACAAUGUCUGUCCGAGAAUCAUCUCCCUUGGAAUGGUAUGACGAUACGGCCAACACGUUACUGCGGGUGCGCAUUAUCGAUACACCUGGCUUUGGAAACAAGGUGAACCACCACAAUUCGGUUCAAGUAAUCAGAAAGUAUAUUCAAAGCUGCCGAAAGAAACAAAUGCAACAAGAAAUGUCGAGUCAACCAUCAUUGUCGUUUCGAGACAAGCAGGAGGAACGGUUGGUCCAUGUUUGCCUAUACUUUCUUAGCCCUGGAAGGUUCUUGGAAAUUGAUCGUCAUUUUCUCAAGAUUGUGCAACACGAAGUACCCAUUGUCCCCAUCAUUGCCAAGGCUGACACUUUGACGGACGACGAGAUAUCCGAAUACCGGGCUCUGUUGAAAAAGACCUUGGAAAAAGAACAAAUCCAAGUUUAUGAUUUCGAUUCCAUAGAAAUGGAUGGCUGGGAACCAAAAACGUUCGCACCUAACUUCUUUGGCAGAGGAAAAGGAAAGGAAAAGAGCAAUGCUACAGGAACAAAAUCGUUCCUGGAUACCGAUCGGUCGGACGCAAGGCUCAUUCGAGCGGUUUUGAAAAAGACCACCUUGCAAAAUCGAAAUUAUCGAGGUAGAAAGAAGAGUGAAGCACUAGCAAUCAUUGCUAGAGAUGGAAUUUACCCAUGGGGCGAAGCAGUAUCGCAGGAUCCCCAUCAUUCGGAUUUGCGACUGAUUCGAGACUUGCUUUUGUCGGAACACACCGAGCGGUUUUUGGAGCAAUCGCAAAUGCAAUAUCAACAAUAUCGGACGAAUUCUAUUGCUCGGGGGAAGGUUGUGGGUGGGUUAAGACAAUCUGCGUUGGUCUUUCUCGUAGCACUGCAACUUGCCACAACUUUCAAGCUGGACCAACGGAUGCGAAAAGUGUUUUCACACGCAACAAAUCUAUUAUUAUCUCUACGAACUCGUGAUUACAAACGAGACAAAGAGAUACAACUGCCUAUUGAGGUUGAAGCAACUGAUGAUACUCUAAUAUUGCUGGAAGAAACACCUAGUGCAGAAGAAAAACCGAGCGUAGAAGAAAGCGAAACCGGUCGAACUCGAGGGAUUUUUGGACUGUUUGGGACUCCUUCCUACGACCACAGCGUUGGCCAACCUAGAUAA